AGAACCUAGUCAAAAAUGGCAAGAACUAAGCAGACCGCUCGUAAAUCCACCGGUGGCAAGGCCCCACGAAAGCAGCUGGCCACCAAGGCUGCACGUAAAAGCGCCCCGGCUACAGGCGGCGUGAAGAAGCCUCACCGCUACAGGCCUGGCACCGUAGCCCUGAGGGAGAUCCGUCGCUAUCAGAAGUCGACUGAGCUGCUGAUUCGCAAGCUGCCCUUCCAGCGCCUGGUCAGAGAAAUCGCCCAGGAUUUCAAGACCGACCUUCGCUUCCAGAGCUCAGCCGUGAUGGCUCUGCAGGAGGCCAGCGAGGCAUAUCUGGUUGGUCUGUUCGAGGAUACCAACCUGUGCGCCAUCCACGCCAAGAGAGUGACCAUCAUGCCCAAAGACAUCCAGCUGGCCCGCCGUAUCCGAGGCGAGCGUGCAUAAGUGAUUUCCGUUUGACCCUUCC
Molecule: messenger RNA, 448 nt
Organism: Conger conger (European conger)
Lineage: Eukaryota; Metazoa; Chordata; Actinopteri; Anguilliformes; Congridae
Product: histone H3
Exons: 1
Coding region: 16-426 (136 amino acids)
Cellular component (GO): nucleosome
Molecular function (GO): structural constituent of chromatin; DNA binding; protein heterodimerization activity
Source: RefSeq, a predicted model, not a curated record